UAAGGGGAAGGAGAAGGGAUCAGGAGCGGGAGCUGUGGGGAGGGAGAGGCCGGUCCAGGUCUGGCCGCCGCCUCUGCUCGCCCGAGGUCUCCAGGCGGGGCUGCGGCUCAGUCCUCGGCUCCGGGGCACCGUCUGCGAGGCUCCGUCGGGCCAGCGUGGGAGAGCCGCGGGCGGCGGCUGCCGCAUCAUGUCAGCCAAGGACGAGCGUGCCAGGGAGAUCCUGAGGGGCUUCAAACUAAAUUGGAUGAACCUCCGGGAUGCUGAGACAGGGAAGAUACUCUGGCAAGGAACAGAAGACCUAUCAGUCCCUGGAGUGGAGCAUGAAGCCCGUGUUCCGAAGAAAAUUCUCAAGUGCAAGGCAGUGUCUCGAGAAUUGAACUUCUCUUCAGCAGAACAAAUGGAAAAAUUCCGCCUGGAACAAAAAGUUUACUUCAAAGGGCAAUGCCUAGAAGAGUGGUCCUUCGAGUUUGGCUUUGUGAUCCCGAACUCCACAAACACCUGGCAGUCCCUGAUAGAGGCAGCGCCUGAGUCCCAGAUGAUGACCGCCAGCGUGCUAACUGGGAAUGUUAUCAUAGAGACAAAGUUUUUUGACGACGAUCUUCUCGUAAGCACAUCCAGAGUGAGACUUUUCUACGUUUGAGAGAAGAAUGUAUUGCAUUUCAAGAAUUUGGGUUUUGGGGGGAAUGGAGGAAACUGUUUACUUUUUUCCUCCACACAUUUGAUUUUUGACACUUCCACCCCUAAUUCCCUCUACAACAAAACCCACCUGCGGCCACAAGGGGACCAGCUCUGCAUAGGUAACCAGAUGGCUUUUUUCCCUCAAGCUGCCAUCUUCCACUGACCAGGCUAACUCCCCACCUCAGACCAGGGCAGAGGGCAUGCCUCAACUCUUUCCCAGGGUAAACACGGGACAAACACACACCAGGAGCCAGUGCAGGAGCCGAUGCUGUUCCUGUCACCCUCCCUGCCUCCUCCUUGGGUCCUACAGGGCACACAUCUUCUUUUGGCCCCUGGCUUUGAAAAAAUUCAUGUUCUUGACCCAUAUUUAGUCUUUUCCUACCUUUUCUAUUUCAUACAUUCUCAUACAUUUAACUUGUAAAAUAGACUGUGUUAUUAUUAUGUAAUGAAUUGAAAUAUGAAUUAAAAUAUUCCUACAGUCUUUAA
Messenger RNA from Eptesicus fuscus (big brown bat), 1164 nucleotides. It is a transcript of the gene PDE6D, whose product is annotated as phosphodiesterase 6D. Bases 188 to 640 code for a protein of 150 amino acids. Gene Ontology annotation, cellular component: cytoplasm. Lineage: Eukaryota; Metazoa; Chordata; Mammalia; Chiroptera; Vespertilionidae. Gene Ontology annotation, biological process: sensory perception of light stimulus. The transcript is spliced from 5 exons. The record is from RefSeq and is a predicted model, not a curated record.